CGGGAAAAGCUGAAACGCUGCGUUCUGUGCUCAAAGUAACCUCUCUCCUGACUCGGCAGUAGCACUCAGCAGACAGCGGUCAAUCACUCCCAUCUCCAUUUCUCCAAUUUUCUUCAGAAACCCCUCCAAAACCCUACCACACACUUCUCUAAAAUCCAAAACCGGCAAUCUAACUCUUUCGUUGCAAUGCCCGGCGUCGCGUCCGAAUCUGGCGGAGGUGGCGCGUCAGAUUCAAUAGGCGGUGCGCUGGUUCCCUUUUUGCCAGACUCUCAGGUUGCCGUAGUGUACCCCCUCCGCCACGGCUUAAAGCCCCCAAUUUCCCGUGUAUCUGUCUCUUGGGCUCUAGGCAACACCCUACGCGUCUCAGUUUUUCGCCCACCGGCCGUCGAAUCAGACCAUGAUGACGAUGUUGGGGGAAAAGUUUUGGAGGUGAAGCUAGGCGGCAACGGAGAUGGAGAGCUUAGUGACGCGCAAUGGCGGAGGAUAGCGUACGGCUCCGUCUCUCCUUUUGCGCUUCUUCAGAGUCGCAGGAACUCAGCUUUGAGCUUGUCCAAAAUGCAAUUAAGUCCAUCCCCAUAUCAUCUUGAAUGGUGGGAAUACGUAAUGGAGUACAGCAAGGACAUAAGUUCACUUCUUGGUCAUCCAAAGUCAUCUCCUGAUCCAGUGAUUGAAGACCCAAAGGAAGUUUUAAAGAAGGUUGAGGAACCAACUUGUUUAAAGGCUGCAUGGGAUCUGAUGGAGAUGUUUUAUGCAGACAAGCUGUCCCAAGCAUGGCUGCCUGAGCGUCUUGUCAAGUGGUUGGCGGAUUAUGAUAGCCUCCUAUCAGAUACCCAGGCAACUGUGCAUUUGAAACUUUUGGAGUUUCAAGGACGGCUGGUUACAUUGCAGGUUGUUGAGGAUGAUUCUAAAUAUUGGGAGGUGGUAUCAUCGGCUUUAGCAGUUGGUUGGCUACAGAUUGUAGUGAAAAUGUUGCGAUUGCAUGGAUCUUAUCAACUGGAUCAGCUUGGCAGUAGAGAGACAGAGAAUGGUCUUGUAGAGACCGUUGCUGUUCUUAUUUCAAAGAUGCCACGCCUGUGUCCAGAAUUGGAGGCUGGAAAUUUGGGUGAAUGCUAUAAAGCCAAGCCUGAUUUUAUGAAGGCAUGGGAGAGAUGGCGAGCACAAGUAACUAAGCUGGAUUCCAGUGCAUUCUGGGUUCAGUGUGAUCACCGUCAAACUCGAGAAGGCUUGAAAAAUUUGCUUCAGAUCUUGCUGGGAAAUGCUAGUAUUCUUUCAACUGUGACUUGUAAUUGGAUGGAGCUGUAUAUAUCUCACCUUCUAUACAUAAGACCAUUUACCGUAGGUUUAGAAAGCUUGUACAGCUUGGCUCAGAAAUGCAUUCAGUUGAAACCAAUGACCAGUCCACAUAAGUUGAUGCAGCUUAUAAUUGGAAUUCUUGGGGAAAAUACAGAGCUUAUACUAGCAGAAUGUUCAAGAGGGUUUGGCACUUGGAUGACAGCUCAUGCCAUGGAGUUUUUGACUGCUGGGAGCAAUCAAGCAGAGGUUCUUUUACAUGAGGAGCGUGAUAACUUGGGGGGAAUUAGUGUAAUGGAGCUCCAUCGACUUGUUCAUGCCCAAGUUCUAUCUUCUCAUAUCUUGACUUGGCAAAUUGCGCCGAUUUAUUUGAUAUCAUGUAUGAAGCAGGGAAUGGGAUUGUUGGAGAUUUUAUUGUCCAGGCAGCCUGUUAAACAUAAUCAAUUGCUGAUUAAGAAUUUGGAGAUUUGCCGUCUUUAUGAACUUGACAGUGUCAGCUCAAACAUCAUGAAGAUUGCUGGAAUAUACCAUUGGAAACAUGGUAGAAAAGGUUCUGGAGUUUUUUGGCUUCAACAAGCUCGAGAUGAAGUUUGUCUUAACAGAAUUGCUCAGCAGUUGUUUGAUACUGUUGGGAAGUCAAUCUCUGAUGAAAGUUUCAAGCAAUGGGAAGGUUUGAUUGAAUUGCUUGGCUCAGAAUCUAAGCCUGUUGGGGGUCUUGAGUUCCUGCACAAGUAUAGGGAUUUUAAGAGGUCCCUUAACCAGGUUUAUGAUGGAAAACCUACAGAUGCUACUAAGCAAGCUGUGGAAUCAUUAUUGUCGCUUAUGAAGAACCCUUCUACACCUCAACGGUUCUGGCUGCCUCUUCUUUAUGAUUCAUUGAAACUACUUAACUGGCAGGAGCGACCCUUAUUGAAUGUGUCUCAAACAAAUCUUCUGUUGAAUAAACUGCAAGAGUUAUCUAUGGCAAGGGUGCGUCCAGACUUUAUUGAAGCUGACUUGCCACCCCAGGCCUUGAGCUCUGUAAGACUAGCUCUUGCCACAAAUCUUGGCCGUGCCAUCCUAGAAGAGUCAUGAUAUGCUUUGUGUGACAAGUUUGAGGACAUGGUUGAACCUCGCCUUUGUGUUUCCUUGGUUACAAGCAUUGACGGCCACUAUCAUCCUGGUGAAAUUGGUAUUUGGCAAAUUCUGGGACUUGGGUAACAUGUCUAUUUAAUCUCGAGACAGCUAACGGUUCCUCUGACAAAGAGUUCAUGUUAUUAUAGAACAGCAGCAACUUGGAGAAGUCGCUAAUAUUGAGUUUGAGAUGUUAGUAUAGAGGGGUUUGAAAUUGUUGUAAAAUUAGCAAUUGCUCUUACUGAAACAAGAGAUGCCUGUUUGAGGAUUUGGAGAAUGUUUUCCAUCUAGACUGUCUAUCGAAUUGAAAGUAUAUUGCCAGAAUGGUAUCACUAACCCAGUGUCUGAAACUUUUACUUGAAUCAGCAUCAAUCCUUGGUUAUUCAUAAAUAUGUGAAUCAUGAACCGAGGAACAUUUGCCGUACUUAUCCUGUAACGUGCUUUCAAUUUGUUCAUUCGAUUUUAAUUUAUUUCUUGAAACUUCUUUUACUUU
This is a messenger RNA of Manihot esculenta (cassava), 2896 nucleotides long. RefSeq names its product nuclear pore complex protein NUP85. NCBI's taxonomy places the organism in Eukaryota, Viridiplantae, Streptophyta, Magnoliopsida, Malpighiales, Euphorbiaceae. Gene Ontology annotation, molecular function: structural constituent of nuclear pore. The transcript is spliced from 18 exons. The coding region runs from base 187 to 2364 and encodes 725 amino acids. The record is from RefSeq and is a predicted model, not a curated record. Gene Ontology annotation, biological process: mRNA export from nucleus; positive regulation of DNA-templated transcription; protein import into nucleus. Gene Ontology annotation, cellular component: nuclear pore outer ring.